Diabrotica balteata is the source of this 407-nucleotide messenger RNA. NCBI's taxonomy places the organism in Eukaryota, Metazoa, Arthropoda, Insecta, Coleoptera, Chrysomelidae. The record is from the annotation of a GenBank genome assembly.
CUCCCGAUACGCAAGUUUGGCAAAACGAUUAUCUCCAAGGAACGGGAUGCGAGAUGUAUACAGAAACGUUGUCCACCUCUUUCACUGGCAUGUCGUUCACCCAGGCUAGCGAGUUGUGUUUCAUCAAACUCAAACUUCUACUGCUAGCGAUAGAGGUACGGGGUUCCGAGGGAGCAGAAACAAAAAUUUCGAUAAAUCCAAGAGGGGCAAAAAUCGUUGCCAAUACUCAGGGAUUUUUUAUUGCACAAUCAGCGGAUGAAGUGAAAAGAGCAUGGUACUACUGCAAGGCCUGUCAUGAAGACAUCAAAGAUGAAACACUAAUCAAGAAAUGCAAAUGUAAAAACUGUAAGUAUAAACUUUUUAUAUUUAAUCUAAAUAUAAAAUAUUUUAUUAUGUACAUUUACUAA